Messenger RNA from Emys orbicularis (European pond turtle), 682 nucleotides. It is a transcript of the gene ACYP1, whose product is annotated as acylphosphatase 1. The coding region runs from base 16 to 438 and encodes 140 amino acids. The transcript has 2 exons. Gene Ontology annotation, molecular function: acylphosphatase activity. The record is from RefSeq and is a predicted model, not a curated record. NCBI's taxonomy places the organism in Eukaryota, Metazoa, Chordata, Testudines, Emydidae.
CCCCCGAGCCCCGCAAUGCAGCCGCAGUGGGGCCCUGCGGGAAGCCCGUCUUGCCUGCGUGGGGGAGGAGGGUGGUGGCAUCCCCCUGGAUCUCUGCUAAUAGUCGCCGCUUUGUUUUUGUACCAGGCGCGCGUGACUAUGACUGAGGGCGACAGCCUCAUCUCUGUGGACUAUGAAGUCUUUGGGAAGGUCCAAGGAGUGUUCUUCCGCAAGUACACCCAGGCUGAGGGUAAGAAGCUGGGGCUGGUUGGCUGGGUCCAAAACACCGAAGAUGGCACUGUGCAAGGACAAAUCCAAGGUCCCAGUGUCAAGGUAUGGGAGCUGCAGGAAUGGCUCAGGAAGACAGGAAGCCCCAAAUCCCACAUCAACCGAGCAGAAUUCCGCAAUGAGAAGAAGAUUGUUGCACUGGAGUACAGGAACUUCAGCAUUGUGAAAUAACUAGACUGAAAGACAGAAAGCACUGAGGAGGGAGUUGAGCUCUCAGAAACUUCCCCACCAACCUUUACUUGUUCAGUCAGAUAGUGUCCAAAAACAGAGAGCCCUUAGUUUUAUCUUGUUACUGUUCUAAUUUGUCUGUUUGUUAUACUAUUUAACCCUGAACCUUCCUGAAUGCCAUGGGCAGGAAAACAGGCAGACUGGAGGGUGAGACUGCCUUUUAAUAAAGGGAUUGUUUGGAAACCCA